AUGGCGCUGGCUUGUUCUUCUGGAGUCCUCGCUGGCCACUGCGGCUCACUCGGGGGUUAUCCUGCCUUUAGCAUUGCUCAGGUGGGACUGAAGAUGAACGAGACGUUUGGGAGCCCUGCCGUGUGGUACGAUCCGGUCUGGUUCUUGCCCUGGGAGUCCUAUUUCAGCUACGAGUGGUCGGUGGAAUGGUCGAAGAAGGCCUGGCCGUACGUGCAGGUGUUGGCGGCUGUCUACGUCCUGCUCACCUUCGUGGGGAGGAGGGCGAUGAAGAACAGGCAGGGAUUCAACCUCCGGUAUCCGUUGAUCGCGUGGAAUGGGUUCCUGGCGGUGUUCUCCAUCCUUGGCACGAUCAAAGGCUUUCAGGAACUUUAUCAAGUGCUGCGUCUCAGAGGCUUUUAUUACUCGGUCUGCGAUAACUCCCAAUACCAGAACGAGGCGGUGUCAGUCUACGGGUGGCUCUUCCUCGUGUCCAAGAUCUUCGAACUGGGCGACACGGUCUUCCUCGUCCUUCGCAAGUCCCACCUCGUCCAUCUGCACUGGUAUCAUCACACCACGGUCCUCCUGUGA
Darwinula stevensoni is the source of this 567-nucleotide messenger RNA. The record is from the annotation of a GenBank genome assembly. Lineage: Eukaryota; Metazoa; Arthropoda; Ostracoda; Podocopida; Darwinulidae.